AUGUCCCAGUCCACCUCCAUACCCAAGAAGCAAGAAAGAGUCCGAGACCAUGGCUACGACAAUUACAUGGAGGUUGAGAAGAAGACCCGCAAGGUCCUCAAAUUCCAGGACCUCAUUCUCUCCCAGCCUAACCAAGUCAUCCAAAUCUCCCGCCUCGACCUCCUCGCUCGCCGCUUCGGUUUCAAACAGAACGAAGCUGGUGCUUUCGUCCUCAAAUUCCCUCAUGUCUUUGAGAUUUACGAGCACCCAGUUCAGAGAAUCCUUUAUUGUCGCUUAACCCGAAAAGCCCACCUCCAGAUUGAGCAGGAAAAGAAGGCUCUCAUCGACCAAAUCCCUGACGCCGUGACCUGUCUCAGAAAGCUUUUGAUGAUGUCUAACACCGGCCGGCUCCGCCUCGAGCAUGUUCGGAUUGCAAGGGCUGAAUUUGGGCUGCCUGAUGAUUUCGAAUACUCGGUAAUUAUCAAGUACCCUCAGUAUUUUAGACUGUUUGAUGCGCAGGAAACUAGGAAUAAGUACAUUGAGGUUGUUGAGAAAGACCCGAGUUUAUCUGUGUGUGCUAUAGAGAAGCUUAGGGAGAUAGAGUAUAGGGAAAAAGGAAUUGAUGCUGAGGAUAUAAGGUUCUCAUUCAUUGUGAAUUUUCCACCCGGGUUUAAGAUAGGAAAGUAUUAUAGGAUUGCAGUGUGGAAAUGGCAGAGAGUUCCUUAUUGGUCACCGUAUGAGGAUGUUUCCGGUUAUGACUUGAGGUCACUUGAGGCUCAGAAGAGAAUGGAGAAGAGAGCAGUUGCUGUGAUUCAUGAGUUGUUGUCGUUGACGGUGGAGAAGAAGAUUACAUUGGAGAGGAUUGCCCAUUUUAGGAUGGCUAUGAAUUUGCCAAAUAAGUUGAAAGAAUUUCUUCUUCAGCAUCAGGGUAUUUUCUAUAUUUCAACUAGAGGAAAUCAUGGGAAGCUUCAUACAGUGUUUCUUAGGGAGGCUUAUAAGAAGGGUGAGUUGAUAGAGCCGAAUGAUUUGUAUUUGGCGAGAAGAAAAUUGGCUGAGUUGGUUUUAAUAAGCCCGAGGAAGGCAAAAGUGGAUAGGGAAUUGGUUAGUUACCACAGAGAUUGGGAGGAUGAUGAGAGAGGGCAUAUUAGAAGAGACCAUGUUGAGAAUUCUUUUGAAGAUUUUGGAGGCAGGAACACCAUUGGGCAGGAUAGGGGCGUGGAUGAUGAUAUGAACUCAGAUAUGGGUGGUGAUUAUGACUCCGAUUGA
Molecule: messenger RNA, 1245 nt
Organism: Prunus armeniaca (apricot)
Lineage: Eukaryota; Viridiplantae; Streptophyta; Magnoliopsida; Rosales; Rosaceae
Source: the annotation of a GenBank genome assembly